Molecule: messenger RNA, 660 nt
Organism: Pseudomyrmex gracilis
Lineage: Eukaryota; Metazoa; Arthropoda; Insecta; Hymenoptera; Formicidae
Product: swi5-dependent recombination DNA repair protein 1 homolog
Exons: 3
Coding region: 1-660 (219 amino acids)
Source: RefSeq, a predicted model, not a curated record
AUGAUGCGCUGUCUCAUGGUCUCCGAUACCAUACGCUGGUCGCGGGACAUUUACGUGGAGCACGUCUCCGGAGUGCGGCAGUACAGGAGGAAGACGAGGUACCCGCAGAAGGAUGUCAAGCUUCACAUUGAAAAAUUGCACCCCCAACCUCCGGUUGAUGCGGAGGCGGGCUCGAGUAGAUUAGCAAGCAAACCUGGAGCCGCGCCAUCUUCCGCGUCGUCAGCGUCCCCGACCACUAAUAGAAAUCCUCCCGCAAAACGUAAUACCUCCGUUAACCCGCGGCAACCCGGCGCACGCGCCACCACCACCGCCAUCAAAAGGGCCGGCCCAGCUUCAAGGACACAACCCAGCAAGCCCUCUCCAACAUCAACACCACCUACGACAUCGUCUCUGACGACACCGAGUCCCCUCUUGCCAGCGAGACGUCAGUCACCGCCGGUGGUGCAACAAACAGUCUGGUCGCCCGCACCCUACAGCGAGGGAUUCUCCCUUGUAAUGGGAAAGGGUGCGUGGGGCCAGACAAAAAAAAGGAAGACUCCACCCCACGAACACCCCGGGGUGGAGCAGCACCAACGGCAGCAGCAGCAGCAACAACAUCGAAGGUCGACGCCACCAGCGAGAGAUUGUGGGGAACCAGAGGUCCAAACCGGUGGUGGAUAG